GGUCCGCCGUAGUGGCCGGACCGCAGUGUUGAAAAGUGGUGCUUUCACGAGGCGAUCUUGCUAGGGUCAGGUCGGCCGCUAGCAGACAUUACGUCCUAGGAUAUGUUGACCAUGGCCGAUACAGGAGGUCUCUUGGUUCAAAAGACGAUGCUUCGCCGUUUCUCGGUCGGAACCAAACUAUUCUCAGUCUUGUACCUUGUUGUACCUCAUUCUGCAUCAUUACCGCCGCUUCAGCCAUGGGUCUGAAGACCUUUCUCAAAAAAGAACACAAGGCGCCUUCCAGUGAGGAUUUCGCGCCCGACUCGGAAAAGGACUUGGAGACGUACGGACACAACACCGACAUCACGACUGGUUGGACGGGCGAUGGCUUCCCAGGAGCAUCUGAAUACCCCCAUACCCAGGGAGAAGACUACAAGACGCUGGGUCGAUGGCGAGCCUGCGUAAUUCUCAUCACGAUCGAGGUUGGAAUUGGCAUUCUCAGUCUCCCUCAGGCUCUCCAGACGCUGGGUCUUAUCCCAGGCAUCAUCGCCAUCUUGGGCUUUGGCGGCCUCACAACCUAUUGCGGCUAUAUCCUCCUCCAAUUCCACAACCUCUACAAAAUGACCACCAAUCUCGUCGAUUGCGCCUUGUAUGUUGGGGGGAAGCCGUUCGAGUAUUUUCUCGGUGUAGUCUUCAUUUUCAACCUCGUUUUGAUUUGCGCCUCGGUCAAUGUGACCCUGUCAAUCGCUCUCAACACGCUGUCGGAGCACGCUCUCUGUACCGUGGCUUUCAUGGCCUUUCCGCAUAUUGUCUGCUGGCUGCUAACCAUUCCACGGAAACUCACCUUCGCCGCGGCGGCCAGCUGGGUAUGCACAAUUUCCACCGUCGCUGCAGUCAUGAUUGUCAUGGUUGCACUCGGUGUCUCAGGACCAGAGGCACCUCCUGGAUUCGAGGUUUCCAUAACGCUCAUUGGAAAGCCGACGUUCAUUCAAACCAUCAACGCACUGUUGAACAUUGCAUUCGCCUUCGCGGGAAACCAGUCCUUUAUAUCUGUAAUGGCGGAGAUGAAGGACGCCUCCAAGGACUUUCCACCAGCUCUUUUCAUGCAAAAGUCAUUCGAAGUCGUCAUAUACAUUAUUGUGGCCUGCGUAAUUUACGGCUUAGCCGGCGAUGCCACCACCUCGCCUGCUCUGGGCUCUGCCCCCAAGAUCACGGCUAAAAUCGCCUAUGGCAUCCUGAUCCCCUCAAUUCUGGGUACGGGUCUCGUCAUUGGCAUCACAGCUAUCAAAUACAUGUACAUCACCAUCAUGCGCGCCACCAAGCCCGACCAGGUCAACGUGCACAACGCCUUCACAUGGACGCUAUGGAUCGGUCUCGGCGCGCUCUUCUGGACCGUAUCCUUUGUCAUCUGCAAUGCCGUCCCGAUCUUCUCCUCCAUCCUCAACAUUUCCUCCGCCGUCUUCGUCUCGUGGUUUACUUUUGGCUUCACCAGCAUCUUCUGGCUGCACAUGAACUGGACCACGCAAUGGAGCACGCCGCGCCAGCGAUGCCUCGCCGUCAUCAACUACUCCAUCAUGCUCAUGACGGUGUUCCUCAUGAUUGGCGGUCUCUACACGUCUCUCACGGCGUUGAUCGACAUAUACAACGACCCGAAUAGUAAUCUAAGCGCGCCUUUUAGCUGCGCCGAUAACAGCUUAUUCUAG
Molecule: messenger RNA, 1682 nt
Organism: Exserohilum turcica Et28A
Lineage: Eukaryota; Fungi; Ascomycota; Dothideomycetes; Pleosporales; Pleosporaceae
Exons: 2
Coding region: 237-1682 (481 amino acids)
Biological process (GO): amino acid transmembrane transport
Cellular component (GO): vacuolar membrane
Molecular function (GO): amino acid transmembrane transporter activity
Source: RefSeq, a predicted model, not a curated record